Messenger RNA from Sorex araneus (European shrew), 4047 nucleotides. RefSeq names its product nucleotide binding oligomerization domain containing 1 (gene NOD1). Lineage: Eukaryota; Metazoa; Chordata; Mammalia; Eulipotyphla; Soricidae. Bases 280 to 3141 code for a protein of 953 amino acids. Gene Ontology annotation, biological process: regulation of apoptotic process. Gene Ontology annotation, molecular function: protein binding. The transcript has 12 exons. The record is from RefSeq and is a predicted model, not a curated record.
GGGCGCUCCGCCCUGCCCCGCGCGCGGCCUGUGCGCGCUCCCCGGCCUGCAGCGCAGACGCCAGUGCCUUCAGCAUGACUCACUCCUGCUCCAAGUGGUGAGGCCGCAGGACCAGGAAACAGGUCUCAGCACCCCCAAGGUCCCGGCUCUGGGGUGAGUGCUCUGGUCUCCUUGGGCUUAGCGCUGAGAGCCAGGAGUUGGCGAUCUGACAGCCCCCCGCUGGGAAGACAUACUGGCCCAAGAUGACUCUGCAGAAAAUGGCCGCUUGCUCCUUCAGCCAUGGCCAUGCCAGGCCCCGGUGAGAUGGAUCCCGGGCUGAAUGUGGCCCAGUCAUACGGGAGGUUGCUGAAAACUCACCGGGAGUUUCUGGUCACACACAUCCGCAACACUCAGUGUCUGCUGGACAACCUACUGGAGAAUGACUACUUCACCAUCGAGGACGCGGAGAUCGUGGGUGCCUGCUCCACGAAGCCCAGCCAGGUCCGCAAGAUCCUGGACUUGGUCCAGAGCAAGGGCGAGGAAGUGUCCGAGUUCUUCCUCCACGUGCUCCAGCAGCUCGGGGAUGCAUACGUGGACCUCAAGCCCUGGCUGUCCGAGACGGGUUUCUCUCCUUCCUGCUUCAUUCAGAAUAAAACUGUUGUCAACACAGACCCAGUGAGCAGGUACACGCAGAAGCUGCGCCAACAGCUGGGCCGUGACUCCAAGUUCAUCCUGUGCUACGCGCAGAAGGAGGAGCUGCCGCUGGAGGAGCUGUAUGUGGACACCAUCGCGGAGCUGGUCAGCUUUAGCAACGAGAGCCUGGGCAGCCUGGGCAGCCCGGCCGGCCUGCUGGACCACUCGGCGGGCGUCCUGAACGAGCAGGCCGAGACGGUCUUCGUGGUGGGCGAUGCCGGCGUGGGCAAGUCCAUGCUGCUGCAGCGGCUGCAGAGCCUGUGGGCCGCCGGCCAGCUGGACGCGGGGCUCAAGUUCUUCUUCCACUUCCGCUGCCGCAUGUUCAGCUGCUUCCAGGCGAGCGCGGCGCUGCCGCUGCGGGACCUGCUCUUCCAGCACUACUGCUACCCUGAGCAGGACCCCGAGGAGGUGUUCGCCUUCCUGCUGCGCUUCCCGCACACGGCGCUCUUCACCUUCGACGGCCUGGACGAGCUGCACUCGGACUUCGACCUGAGCGGCGUGCCGGACGCCUGCUCGCCCUGGGAGCCGGCGCACCCGCUGGCCCUGCUGGCCAGCCUGCUCAGCGGGCGGCUGCUCAAGGGGGCCCGCAAGGUGCUCACGGCGCGCACGGGCACCGAGAUCCCGCGGCCGCUGCUGCGCAAGAAGGUGCAGCUGCGCGGCUUCUCCCCCGACCACCUGCGCGCCUACACCCGCAGGGUGUUCCCCGACCGCGCCACGCACGGCCGCCUGCUGGAGCAGCUGGAGGCCAACCCCAGCCUCUGCAGCCUGUGCGCCGUGCCCCUCUUCUGCUGGAUCAUCUUCCGCUGCUUCCAGCACUUCCCGCGCGCCGCCGACUGCGCGCCGCAGCUGCCCUCCCGCAGCCUGACGCUGACCGACAUCUUCCUGCUGGUCACCGAGGUGCACCUGAACCGCACGCAGCCCACCAGCCUGGUGCAGCGCAACACGCGCAGCCGCAUGCAGACGUUCCGCGCCGGCCGGCCCACGCUGCUCUCGCUGGGCCGCGUGGCCCGCUGGGGCCUGGAGAAAAACCUCUUCGUCUUCAACCAGGAGGAGGUGCAGGCGGCCGAGGUCCAGGACGAGGACCUGCAGCUGGGCUUCCUGCGGGCCGGUCAAGAGCUGGGGCUGGACGGGGCGCAGCCCACUUACGAGUUUUUCCACCUCACGCUCCAGGCCUUCUUGGCCGCCUUCUUCCUGGUGGUGGACCACAAGGUGGGCACGCGGGAGCUGCUCCGCUUUUUCCAGGAGUGGGCGCCGCCUGGGAAGGCCCCCGCCGCCCCCUCCGGCUCCUGUUUCCCCCGCCCCCAGUGCCUGGGGGGCCGGAGCCUGGCGGGGGAAGACCCCUUCCGGACCAAGGACCAUCUGCAAUUCACCAACCUCUUCCUGUGCGGGCUGCUGUCCAAGGCCAAGCAGAAGCUCCUGCAGCAGCUGGUGCCCGCAGCGCUGCUGCGGAGGAAGCGCCGUGCCCUCUGCGGCCACCUCUUUGCCAGCCUGCGCUCCUACCUGAAGGGCCUGCCCCGGGUUCACAGCGGAGGCUUCAACCAGGUGCAGGCCAUGCCCACCUUCAUCUGGAUGGUGCGCUGCAUCUUUGAGACGCAGAGUGAGAAGGUGGGGCAGCUGGCGGCCAAGGGCAUCUGUGCCAACUACCUCAAGCUCACCUACUGCAAUGCCCACUCAGCCGACUGCAGCGCCCUGGCCUUCGUGCUGCGCCAUUUCCACAAGAACCUGGCACUCGACCUGGACAACAACAAUCUCAACGACUACGGUGUGCGGGAGCUGCAGCCUUGCUUCAGCCACCUCACGGUCAUCAGACUCAGCGUGAACCAGAUCACGGACGGUGGGGUAAAGGUACUCUGUGAAGAGCUGACCAAAUACAAAAUUCUCACUUUCUUAGGGCUAUACAACAACCAGAUCACUGAUGUCGGGGCUGGCUAUGUAGCCAGGAUCCUGGAAGAAUGCCAAAAACUCACACACCUCAAACUGGGAGCAAACAAAAUCACAAGCGAAGGAGGGAAGCGUCUCGCCCUGGCAGUGAAAAAUAGCAAGUCCAUCCUUGAAAUUGGGAUGUGGGGCAAUAGGAUCGGAGAUGAAGGAGCUGUGGCCUUCGCCGAGGCGCUGAGGAACCACCCCAGCUUGGUCAACCUGAGUCUUGCGUUCAAUGGCAUCUCUGCAGAAGGUGGGAAGAGCCUUGCACAGGCCCUGCAGCAGAACACAACUCUCAGAAUAUUCUGGCUCACCAAAAAUGAGCUCAAUGAUGAAGCCGCAGAGAGCAUCGCAGAAAUGCUGAAAGUCAACCAGACCCUGGAACAUUUAUGGCUCAUCCAGAAUCAGAUCACAGCCCAGGGGGUGACCCGCCUGGCGGAUGCCUUACAGAAGAACACUGGUAUAAAGGAGAUAUGCCUAAAUGGAAACCCCAUAAAGCCCGAGGAGACCAGUGUCUUCAAAGAUGACAAACGGAUCGUCUGUUUCUGAGAGAACAUUCUCCUGCAUGUAAUCUUGGCGCUGGUACCGUAGCCUGUGCCGUGCAGUGGCCAAGGGAGUGCCCAGUGAGGAGUCUUCCCCAUGGGAGCCGAGAACCUUCUCCCUCAGCCUCCUUGUGGAUAUGGGACCGGCAAGCUCAGGAGGUGCUAGUUUUCCCGAAGAGUGCCCUUGUGAGCUGUCUGAGGAACCGCCACAGUACUAGAAAGAGGUCCGAAAGCUCUCCCAGAGUCUGCAGGACUGAGACGAGCUCACCAGAGCCCAUCUGUCUCUAAGGACCAUCUCACCACUGUCUGAGAAAAUGCAGUGCCCACCUGGUGCCAAGCUGCCUGGAGAAGUGGUGCUCAAUGAACAGGAAAUAUUUUACCUGAAAAUUCCCUUCCUCUCCUCCCCUUGCCCGUGUGUUGCUGUGAUUGCCAGUUUCCCAGCUGCAGCAGCUGAGCUAUGCACAGGCCUGGGAUUUGAUUCAUCCAAAGGUUUUGUUGGGGAUUGGUGCCGGGAAAAGGGUUUGUCAUGGGCUUGUGUUUCAGUUCCGGGGUCUCACUGCUAACACUGAAGAUCCUCUUAGCUGGCCUAAGGGAAAGGACAAUGCCUUCACGAUGCCGAAUUUCCACUCAAGCCUCUGACCUUGAGUCCCGCUGACUCCUCUGGAAGGCUAAUAUGAUGGGCAAAGGUGUUUUGCUCCCCGAAGAAAAACCUCCUGUGUUCCAGAAGGAAGAAGCGAUCACAAGCCUUGGUGCAGUUGCCCCUGAGUAGUCGAGAAUGUGCCCGAGCUGACAAGCCCCGAGAGGCCUUGCUCACUGCUGACCAAUACGGAGGCUGGGAGGUGAAUGCUGAGCAGGGGGAGGGGUAACGUGGGCAGGUAACUUGCUCCUCUGCCAAUUCUUUUGUUAAUAAAAU